UGUCUUGUCUAUGUAAAAAGAAACUGUAAAUAUGUCAAAAAAUUGCUUUCAUAAAUAUUAACCCUAAAAAUACCUACCUGGGCUCUAUCAAGGACACCCUUGCACCUUCUCUAUACUAUGGUAUACUAUGGUAAACAUACCGGCAUUAGUAACAUUGUAAAUUCAUAUUUUUAUCAAAGCUUUUGAAACCAAAAAGUAAUGUUUUGUUUUCUUGUAGAAUCCAAAAUGGUCGUUAUGGAAAAAACUAAAACCAAGAAAUUUUCUCCAAAAUUUGAAGAAGCUCCGCCGAAGAAAGUUAAGAAGAUGAAGAAGAACACCGAUGUGGAAGAUAACAGCUCUAAGAAGAAGAAGAUCAAGGGAGAAGAGGGUGAGAAGAAGAAGAAGUUGAAAUUUAACGAUAAUGUCGACGUGAAAGAAAUCAAAGGAGAAUGGAAGAAGAAGAAAGAGAUGAAGGAAGAGAAGAAGAAGACUGGAAAAGUGAAUUUCGACGGAAAGAAUCCUAAAUCUAAGUUUAAGGAGCCUGUCGAGUUGUUGAACAAGAAGGAGACAAGAGAGAAACAAAAAAAGGUUAAAGAGACAAGAAAGAAGUUUAAACAAGAAGAUGUUUUUGAUAUUGGAGUUCAGGCCAAAAAAGUGUGGGAGGAGGUACGUAGAGAAGACUGCCCUGAGUCUAAGAAAGAGUCUCUGGUGAAUCAGCUUCAUUCAUUGGUGAAAGGAAAUAUUAAGAAAAUUAUAUUUGCUCACGACACAGUUCGUGUAGUGGAGUGCCUGAUGGCUCUAGGAUCCUCAGAUAUCAGAGAUAAACUGUUUUUGGAGCUUAAGGAUGAUAUUCUUGAGAUGGCCAAGUCCAAGUACGCACACUUCUUUGUGCAGAAGAUGCUCCGCUACGGUAGCAAGGACCAGAAGAAUCAGAUCGUGAAAGUAGUGGAGGGACAGAUUGCCAAGCUGAUGAAGAAUAAGACGGCGGGUCACGUGAUUGAGAUAAUUUAUAAUGAUAUUGCUUCAGCUCCGCAGAGAAAUUCAAUGUUACAAGAAUUUCUAGAUCAUGGAUUCAUUCAUUUUAAGGAACCUGAGCUAAGAACAGUUCCUGAGAUUAUUGCCAAGUAUCCACUUCGUAAAGCAGACUGUAUUCAGAAUUUACAGAGAAAUGUCGAGGUUUUAAUUCGUAAAGGUGCAUUUAACCAUUCCCUGGUUCAUACCGUGAUAUACAACUACCUUCUAGUAGCUGAUAAUAAACAGCGUGCAGAGACAAUAGAACAGCUUAGGGAGGCACUCGUUCAUAUGGCACAUAGCAGGGAAGGAGCGUACACUGCCCUAAACUGUUUAUGGCACGGAACAACAAAGGACAGGAAAGCUAUCAUCAAAAGUUUCAAGACCUUUAUGUUGAAGACUGCACAAGAAGAAUACGGUCACAUGGUUCUGAUGGGAAUAUUUGACUGUGUCGAUGAUACUAAAUUUGUUGGUAAAGCUGUCAUUUCUGAGCUUACAGAGAAUAUGGAGGAAAUGAUGACAAACAAAUAUUGCGUCAGGGUUCUGAAAUAUCUGUUUUCUGGCCGAAGUCCCACAUAUGUCAAUAAAGACAUGAUCACUAUACUGGAGAAGGUAAUUUUGUUAAAUGUUUAUCCUCUCCAUGUCUUAGUGCCCGGGGUUUGGGGGGUAAUUAAUUAAUUUUACUAUUUUUAG
Molecule: messenger RNA, 1683 nt
Organism: Eurytemora carolleeae
Lineage: Eukaryota; Metazoa; Arthropoda; Copepoda; Calanoida; Temoridae
Product: pumilio homolog 3
Exons: 11
Coding region: 199-1668 (489 amino acids)
Biological process (GO): regulation of translation
Cellular component (GO): nucleolus
Molecular function (GO): mRNA binding
Source: RefSeq, a predicted model, not a curated record